Mixia osmundae IAM 14324 is the source of this 1299-nucleotide messenger RNA. RefSeq lists its product as uncharacterized. The transcript has 11 exons. Bases 1 to 1299 code for a protein of 432 amino acids. Gene Ontology annotation, cellular component: proteasome regulatory particle, base subcomplex; cytosolic proteasome complex. NCBI's taxonomy places the organism in Eukaryota, Fungi, Basidiomycota, Mixiomycetes, Mixiales, Mixiaceae. Gene Ontology annotation, molecular function: proteasome-activating activity; ATP hydrolysis activity; ATP binding. Gene Ontology annotation, biological process: positive regulation of RNA polymerase II transcription preinitiation complex assembly. The record is from RefSeq and is a predicted model, not a curated record.
AUGUCUGACAAAGAGAGCGAGCCUCUGCUUGCUGAGCAUGCGGCAACCGACAAGAUGUCUACGGAUGACACUGACCAGCCGCCGGUAGCUUCGACGUCGUCUGCAUCCGCACCAGAGGGUCCACCUGUCGAUACGCGCAAGCAAGAAGCAUUGGCCGCUUACAAACGAAAGAUCAAAGAACAUGAAACGACGAGCGAUGAUGUCAAGAGGAUACGGCAGAGCAUCAAAGAUCUAGCGUCAGACUUUGACAAGAGCGAGAAUGAUAUCAAAGCGCUUCAGAGCGUGGGACAGAUCAUUGGCGAAGUCAUGCGCCAGCUCGAUGAGGAUCGCUUCAUCGUCAAGGCAUCCUCUGGCCCGCGGUACAUCGUCGGAUGCAGAUCAUCCGUCAACAAGGCGGGCUUGAAGAACGGCACGAGAGUGGCGAUGGAUAUGACCACCUUGACCGUCAUGAGAGCGCUGCCGAGAGAAGUCGAUCCGCUCGUGUAUAACAUGUCGAUCGAAGAUCCUGGCAAUGUCACCUUUGCAGGCAUUGGCGGUCUGAACGAGCAAGUGCGCGAGCUCAGAGAGGUCAUCGAGCUACCGCUGCAAAAUCCGGAGCUUUUCCUUCGCGUCGGCAUCACGCCCCCAAAAGGCGUCUUGCUCUAUGGACCGCCAGGCACAGGCAAGACUCUGCUUGCCAAGGCCGUCGCCAGUACAAUGGGUGUCAAUUUCCUGAAAGUCGUCUCCUCCGCCAUCGUCGACAAGUACAUUGGCGAAUCAUCGCGUCUUGUCCGAGAAAUGUUUGCUUAUGCCAAGGAGCACGAGCCGUGUAUCAUCUUCAUGGACGAGAUCGAUGCGAUUGGUGGACGUCGGUUCAGUGAAGGCACAUCUGCAGAUCGUGAGAUCCAACGCACGCUCAUGGAGUUGCUCAAUCAAAUGGACGGCUUUGACUCACUCGGCCGCACCAAAGUCAUCAUGGCGACCAAUCGACCGGACACGCUCGAUCCUGCGCUUCUCAGACCGGGCAGACUGGACAGAAAGAUUGAGAUCCCGCUACCGAACGAGAUUGCACGCACAGAGAUCAUCAAGAUUCAUGCGCAAAACGUGCAAAAGUCUGGCGAGAUUGACUACGAUCCUGUAGUGAAGCUUUCGGAAGGCUUCAAUGGUGCAGAUCUGCGCAAUGUCGUGACAGAAGCGGGCAUGUUUGCCAUCAGAGACGAUCGUGACUAUAUCCAACAAGACGACCUCAUGAAAGCAGUGCGCAAGCUACAAGAAGCAAAGACGCACGAAGGCAAGAUGGACUACGGCAAAGACAUGUAG